This is a messenger RNA of Pseudoliparis swirei, 3193 nucleotides long. RefSeq names its product neuregulin 2b (gene nrg2b). Lineage: Eukaryota; Metazoa; Chordata; Actinopteri; Perciformes; Liparidae. The coding region runs from base 1 to 2145 and encodes 714 amino acids. Gene Ontology annotation, molecular function: signaling receptor binding. The record is from RefSeq and is a predicted model, not a curated record. Gene Ontology annotation, biological process: nervous system development; animal organ development; intracellular signal transduction. The transcript has 12 exons.
AUGAGGCUUGAUCCAGUGCAUUUCUCCAUGCUGGUCAUCGGGGUCUCCUUCGCCUGUUACGCCCCGAGUCUCAACUCCCUCCAGGACCAGGCGUACCAAUCAGCCGUGGUCAUCGAGGGCGAGGUGCGCUCCUCCCCGGAGAACGUCUCCUCCCGGGAGCCCUACAGUGUGAAUGUCAAAGUGCUGGACGUGUGGCCCGUCAACAGCGGCGGCCUCGAGAGGGAGCAGCUCGUGACCGUCGGGGACUUCGGUUCCGAGGCCCCGUGCACCACGGUGGAGAAGGACCACAGAUAUAUCUUUUUCAUGGACCCCACCGCCGAGCCCUUGGUAUUCAAGGCAUCGUACGCCCCGGUGGACGCCAGCGAGCCGGACCUCAAGAAGGAUGUGGACCGAGUGUUGUGCGAGGACUGCGCCUCCGCUCCUAAGCUCCGGCUGAUGCGAGGCCAGUCUCUGGUGGAAGGGGACAAGCUGAACCUGAAGUGCGAGGCGUCGGGGAACCCCAGCCCGUCGUUCCGCUGGUUCAAAGAUGGACACGAGCUGCAGAAAGGCCGAGACCUCAAAAUAAAGACCAACAAAAAAAACUCAAAGGUGCAGAUCAGUCGUGUCCGUGCAGAAGACUCUGGGAACUACACGUGUGUGGCGGAAAACUCACUGGGGCAAGAAAACGUCACGAGUAUCAUCAGCGUGCAGAUCUUGACCACCACCACCCCGUCUCCAGGUGUGAGCCACGGGCGGCGCUGCAACGACUCGGAGAAGGCCCACUGCGUCAACGGGGGAGACUGUUACUUCAUACAUGGUAUUAACCAGCUGUCCUGCAAGUGUCCCAAUGACUAUACGGGGGACCGCUGUCAAAACUCCGUCAUGGCAGAUUUCUACAAGCUUCUCAGAAUUGAAUUUAUGGAGGCCGAGGAGCUCUAUCAGAGGCGGGUGCUGACGAUCACAGGCAUCUGCGUGGCGCUGCUGGUGGUCGGCAUCGUGUGCGUGGUGGCCUACUGCAAAAUCAAGAAGCAGAGGAAGAAGAUGCACAGUCAGCUGCACGAGAACCAGAAUCAGUGUGUGGAGCAGCCCAACUGCAUGCUGGCCAACGGGCCCAAACACCCCGGGCCCGGCCCGGAGGAGAUCCCCAUGGUUGAUUACAUCUCCAAGAGCGUCCCAACGACGGAGUGCGUGAUCAGCCACGGCGCUGAAGGUGCGGGGAACUACGCCGGCAGCCGAAUGUCCACCCGCUCCCACCACUCCACCACGGCCUCGCAUGCUUCCAGACACGAGGAGCGGACGUGGAGCAUGGAGCGAACAGAGAGCAUGAACUCAGACUGCCAGUCAGGCGGGUUGUCCAGCUCCGUGGGAACCAGUAAGUGCAGCAGCCCGGCGUGCAUGGCGAGGAGGGCCGCCCACUGGGACACGUCCGGACCGGGAAUGCAGUACGGGGACUCCUACGACUCUCUGAGAGACUCGCCUCACAGUGACAGGUACGUGUCGGCGCUGACCACGCCAGCGCGGCUGUCUCCGGUGGAGUUCCACUACCCCCCGCUGCCGCCGCAGGUGCCCGCCUUCCAUAUCACCUCGCCCAACAUAAGCCACGCCCUCUCCCUGCCCCCCGCCGCCGCCGCCGCCGCCUACCAUCGAGAGGACGACGAGCCGCUGCUCCGAUGCCCCGAUGAUGGGAGUCUAUACAGGCAGCCCCGGCGUCCGCGGCGACCCUACCUGACGGAGAGCACGGGAAGUCUCCCGUCCAGCCCCUACCGUCUCCCCGACGACGAGGCCUACGAGACCACGCAGGAGUACGCCUCUUCGCGGGAACCCAUCCGGAGCCGGCGCCGCCCGCGACGCAACCGCCUCAACGGACACGCGUCCCAGCGCUCGACGGGCCAACGGGACUACAGCUCGCAGAGCUUCAGCCAGUCGGAGGAGGAGGAGGAGGAAGAGGAGGAGGAAGAGGACGCUCACGGGGAGAGCACGCCUUUCCUUAGUGUGCAGAACAUGAACAUGGACCCGCCCCCGCCGGUCGUCCCGGGUUACCGCGCGUCGUCCGGCGCGGACACACGGACUCACCGCGGGCUGAGUCGGCCGGGGACGCGCAGCAACGGGCAGCAGGGCCGCGGCUCCCAGUCGCAGCGCUCCAAGGCCAACAACAUGCCCCUUUAAGACUUGUCCCCCCCCCAACACCACCCACCCCUCCGCCCUCACACACUCCCCUUCCUCCUACUGUACACACAACCAGUGGACUAGAGACCUGCACCUAGGAGAAAAUAUUUUUAUUUUGUAUAACAUAUUCUAAACAAAUGAAAUAUUUAUUUUCAUUUCAGCAAAAAUUGUCUACUAGCUAACAGCAAAGACUUUUUUUAUAACGAGGGCGGGGCGGGGAAUAUUUAUAUGUAAAGUUUUUUGAUUUACAGCAUUACGAGAGAUGAAAAAAUAAGAGAAUUACGUGCCAAUUUUUUCACAAGUUAGAUAAAUAGAAUAAUAUUGUGGUGCCUUUUGCUGUAUGCUGAAGUCGGAGGUCCCAUUGAGUUUUUGUAGCCUUUCUUAUAAAGACUCCUCGUUUUUUAUAGAGACCAACCCUCCUCCUUCCUUUUGCUUUGUUUUUUUCUUUCAUUUGGGAUCUUCCUCUUUUUUGAACUGUGAUCUGAUUACGUCAUCAUGCAAUAUUGAUUCCUCCUGUGUAAAAGGUGUCUGUUUACAUGAGUAUGAUCCACGCGACGCGCUCGAUUUCACAGGGACAUUUAGUCACUGACGCAACCGGAAGUGUAGGGUAGUUUUUUUUUCCUCGGAUGAAUCGCAUCGGCCAUUCACGUCGUCGUUCGCUGCCUGUCGGUCAUUUGUCGUUAUUCCUGUGAAAAAAACAAGAGUGUUAGGGAGCAGAUUCCUGUGUAGGUGUUUCAGGGUGCUGCCAUGACUUUGGUGGCGGUUGCAGUUUGUGUGUUUGUGUGUUUGUGUGGUUGUGUGUUUGUGUGUGUGUGUGUAUGUACACCCCAUAAAGUCUCAUUUUUGGUUACACCGCCUCCGUUCACCUUGAAAAGUGUGGUCUCUUGUUUGACUGACAUGCUCCUCUCACGCUGCCAGAAGCUGACCCUCCGUGAGCAGCCGCUGGCCCCCGGGUGGAGCCGCCGAUCCAAACCCAAACCCGACCGAUCCAGUUGUAAUCCAGCCCGACUCCGGCCUCCCGUGGACUGCCCAGCCCGCCCGUUUCCUA